ACCCAAAAUCCCAGCGCGCGCGCGCGCGCGCACACACACACACAUCCUCUGGGUUCGGUUCUCCGAUCAUCCUCUAUAUAUUGAUGAAGCUUCAGUUUGCUUCCACACAGCAGCUUCUCACUUUCCUCUCUGAGUCUUGUUUUUUCCAAGCUUGAUAAAUCAUCACCGAUUCUGUAAAUUGGGAUUUAGGGUUCGUAGCUUCCUCCUCAAAGCUUCACCCUCCUACUCCUUCAGAGUUAUGGAUUUUCAAAUGGAAAUGCAGAGGGUGUCCUUUUGUGCUGCUCAAAUUGGCAAUCUUGGGCUUGUGCUCCUAUGGCAUAUUCUACAUCUUUUUGUUAGCAUAUGGUACUUUCUAUUAGAUUUAGCUUUUGUGUUCGAAAGCUAUCUUAUUUCUGGUGGAGUACUCAAGAACUACAAAACCCUUGAUUUGGGAAAGCUAAAGUACCUGGCUAUUGUGAUAGAAAGUGAAGAAGCUUACCAAACUUCAAAAGUUAUUGAGCUUCUGCAGUGGCUAGAAGCUAUUGGCGUGAAGCGUGUGUGCCUUUAUGAUACGGAAGGAGUUUUGAAGAAAUCAAAAGGAGCCAUCUUGAAUAAACUGAAGAAUGCAACAGAAUUUGAGGUGAUGCUUGAUGGUGAUGAAGGGUUACUUGACCAAAAGCGCAUGGCUCUGGAAUUUUCGUCGUUCUCUGAUGGAAAAGAAGCUGUGACCAAAGCAGCUAACUUACUUUUUGCAAAGUAUUUGAAAUUGGCCAACUUAGUUGGAGAUCACGAAGAGAAAAUCUUUACAGAACCUAACAUGGACGAGGCACUAAAAGCUAUUGGUUGCAGGGGGCCAGACCCUGACCUGCUAUUAGUUUAUGGACCUGCAAGAUGCCACCUUGGUUUCCCUGCAUGGAGAAUCCGAUAUACUGAGAUCAUACACAUGGGAGAAUUGAAGUGGAUGAAAUAUGGCUCCCUUAUUAAAGCCAUCUAUAGGUUCACUACCGUGCGCCAAAACUAUGGUAAAUGACACUGCAUUUGGAAGCUCAUAGCUCGGAUAACCGAUCCAAACACGUAUGCGUCAUACAAGAAUUCCACAAGUCCCAGCCUGUUUGCGGUCAUAGUUAUUUACGUUGAAUGUAUGUUUUAACGAUUGAUAUGUAAACAGUACUCUCGUUUAUGUAUAAGAUAUGCAGUGCGUUAUGAUCAGUAAAUUAUUUAGUGAUGCCAAGUUCCUACA
Pyrus x bretschneideri (Chinese white pear) is the source of this 1219-nucleotide messenger RNA. Its product is annotated as adenylate kinase isoenzyme 6 homolog. The record is from RefSeq and is a predicted model, not a curated record. The transcript has 9 exons. The coding region runs from base 239 to 1009 and encodes 256 amino acids. Gene Ontology annotation, molecular function: ATP binding; AMP kinase activity; ditrans,polycis-polyprenyl diphosphate synthase [(2E,6E)-farnesyl diphosphate specific] activity. Gene Ontology annotation, cellular component: endoplasmic reticulum membrane; cytoplasm; nucleus. Lineage: Eukaryota; Viridiplantae; Streptophyta; Magnoliopsida; Rosales; Rosaceae.